Lycium barbarum (goji berry) is the source of this 1356-nucleotide messenger RNA. Its product is annotated as transcription factor MYBS3-like. Gene Ontology annotation, biological process: response to auxin; response to ethylene; response to gibberellin. NCBI's taxonomy places the organism in Eukaryota, Viridiplantae, Streptophyta, Magnoliopsida, Solanales, Solanaceae. Bases 327 to 1196 code for a protein of 289 amino acids. The transcript has 3 exons. The record is from RefSeq and is a predicted model, not a curated record. Gene Ontology annotation, molecular function: DNA binding; zinc ion binding.
GGUCGUUUGGUUUGAGGUUAAAAUAGUCCCGGGAUUACAAUCCCGGGACUAAUUUAUACCAUCUGUUGGUAUUAUUUUAUACCAUCUGAAAGAUGGUAUAAAAUAAUACCAGUAUAAGUGGGUUAAGAAGGUAUAAGUUGAGUUAUUCCAGCACUAAUUUUUAUACCACGUUUGGUACAAGGUAUAAAAUAAUCCCGGGAUAAAUCUAUACCUUAUACCAAACGUGGUAUAAAAAUUAAUACCGGCAUAACCCAUGUUAUACCUUAAACCAAACGACCACUUAGUGGAUAUUGAGUUCUUGGAGUAAGUCGUCAAGGGUAAUAAAAAUGGGGAGAAAGUGUUCGCAUUGUGGGAACAUAGGUCACAAUGCAAGAACUUGCAACACUUUCAAGUUAGGUUCUAGUGCUAGUUUUGUUGGUGGAUUAAGGCUCUUUGGAGUGCAAUUUGACAUCUCUUCUUCAUCUUCAACAACCUCAUCAUCAACAUAUUCUUCUUCUUCUUCUUCUUCUUCUUCUUCUUCUUCUUCUUCUUCUUCUUCUUCUUAUUAUUAUGAUAUUUACUUAAAAAAAAGUUUAAGCUUAGAUUGCUUAUCUUCAUCUCCAGCUUCUGUUUCUCCUGCCUCAUCACUUGUUACUGUUAAUGAAAAGAGUACUACUUGCACAAAUAGCUAUCUCUCUGGUUGUCUCUUAGGCCAACCUCAAGAUAGAAGAAAAGGAGUACCAUGGACAGAGGAGGAACACAGGACAUUCUUAGUGGGACUAGAAAAAUUAGGGAAAGGAGAUUGGAGAGGAAUUUCAAGAAACUUUGUAACAACAAGGACUCCAACUCAAGUUGCUAGUCAUGCUCAAAAAUAUUUCCUAAGACAGUCAAGUGAUCUCAACAAAAAGAAGCGUCGUUCCAGCCUCUUUGACAUGGAAAAGAGCAACAACAAAAUCCAACAUGAUGCCAAAACCGAAGAAAGCAUUUAUAGUAAGGCAGAGUAUGGAAAUUCAAGUAGUCCAUGUAUGAUGGAUCUCAAUGCAUUUGGAGAAGAGAUACCGUUAUCAACCAAAGAUCAUAAACAACCUCAAAUUUGGUCUUGUUAUGAGUCAUCCCUUUCUCCAGUUGAUUUGGAGCUAAGCCUAGCAGCUCCAACAAAUGUGGAUAAAAACAAGCCCUCAAAUACCUUUCUAGUUGGACCAAUUCCUGUUACUUAAAUCUGAUCCGGAAUUGCCUGUUAAUAUAUAGUAUAUGCUAAUUAAUGAAUGUAGUUCCUCUUAAUUGUCUCAUGUAGUUGCUUGCUAGUAUUAUGGACUAGUAUAUAACUGUAUUCUCCAUCUCUAAAUUUUCAAGAUGAGAGCAUAACUAGUUUGUUGA